Molecule: messenger RNA, 3168 nt
Organism: Linum trigynum
Lineage: Eukaryota; Viridiplantae; Streptophyta; Magnoliopsida; Malpighiales; Linaceae
Source: the annotation of a GenBank genome assembly
ACACGAUUAUCUCUACUCUCUGGUUAAGUGUGGUUCUGAAUGAAGGAGUGACGAGAUUCACAAAAUUAAGGUUGAGAGUUGGGUGUCGUUGUGGGAGUUGUGAUAGUGAUCGAAUGGGUUGUUAACACGUAUUGACAAGUCAGUUGGGUCCAUGGUUUGGUCCGGUAAACAGCGAUCUAGACCAGACUAGACCAAAAUAUCAAAACAUAAAAUAAUACAGACCAUGGACCAUACCAGACCAUACUUAACGGUCUACGGUCCGGACCAAACUGUGUGGCACGGCUUGGACCACGGUUUUUCUAACGGUCUGGUCUAUUUUCCCAGCCCUACUUACUCGUGUCAUUCCUUUUCAUUGUCAAGCCCACGGUUGGUUUUUGGGUGGAAGUAGUUCACAUAAUCGUCUACUUGAUUAACCGGGAGAUCGCACCUCUACUGGGGCAGAAAUCUCCAUUUCAGGCACUGUACUUACAGCUCCCCGAUUACUCGACUUUUGGGUGUUUGACUGCCUGUGUUCCGUGUUGUUGUUGCGCAAGGAAUGCCAUAAACUAGCUCCGAAGAUGACACGUGUCUUUGUUGGAUAUAGUGAGAAACAUAAAGGGUAUCUGUGCUAUGACCAUAUUGAUCGUCGCAUGAGUAUAGCUUGUCACGUCAAGUUUUUUGAGAAAGUUAUAUACUACCCAUCGUCCCAUGUUGAUGUGAGUUCAUUAUAAGCUUUAGAGUUCUCACAACAUUACCCAUAUUUGAACCUCAUUCCUCGUCGCCCACAGCUUCCCCGGAGUGCACCAGUUCAUCGAGUUCGAGUGAAUCGACUAAGCCUUCCUCGCCUGGAAAAUCCCAAUCCAGUUCAUCGAGGUCAUCUUCUGGUUAUGAUAACACAUACAACUCGGCAUCCUCAAUUUCAAGUUCUAGCUCCAUGACCCCGAACCAUGAAACUGAGCAGCCUCCCUCACCUGUAUAGCAUGCCAUUCCUUUGCGUCGGUCAGCUCGGGCGAAUUUGGGCCAACCUCCUCCGCGCAUGAACGACUGUGUGAGCUUGAAAUUGAGGAUGCCGAGUUGUAUGUGUUAUUCCCAUGCAUUACUCCCAGGCGGCACGGGAUCCUCAGUGGAAUGUUGUCAUGCGUGUGGAAAUGGAUGCUUUGCAGGAGAAUCGUACGUGGGAUAUUGUACCACAAGAGGAAGGCAUGCAGGUGAUAGGCAUUCGAUGGGUAUAUAACAUUAAAAUGCAUCCUGAUGGGAUGAUUGAACAUUUUAAAGCUCGGGUGGUAGCUCAAAGCUACAAGCAGGAGUACGGUAUUGACUACGAUGAGACUUUUGCUUCUGCCAUAAAAAUGCAAAUAGUCCAUUUUGUUUUUGCGAUGGCAACAAUAAAGGGAUGGUCUCUCAUCCAGCUCGAUGUGAAGAACGCGUUCCUUCAUAGAGAUAGGAAGGAGACCAUCUACAUGGAGUGACCUCCUGUGUAUGAAAAAUUGAUUCUACGAUGGUUUGUAAAUCAAUUCGUUUGUUAUAUGGAUUAAAGCAGGCACCUAGGGCGUGGUUCGAGAAGUUUCUUGGCACUAUUCUUCAGGCUGGCUUUGCACAGAGUCAGAAUUAGGGGUAAACAGCUGGUGGCUUUAUGCGGAUUUGGACUCACCCAUUACAUGGUAGAUGAAGAAGAAAAUGACCCACACCCACCCAACAUGUACUUCUGGGUGGGUUGGGUUGGGUUCCACCGCACCCACCCAUAUCUUUGUGGGUCACCUAUUUUAGAACCCACACCCACCCAUAUGAACCACCCACAACAUAAUGGGUGGGUCAUUUGUGGGUGGUUUUUGGUGGAUUAGUGGGUUCAACGACCCAUUGUUCACCCCUAGUCAGAAUGAUUCGUCUCUAUUCACGCACAGUACAGUUGAUGGCAUAGUCGUCUUAUUAAUCUAUUUGGACUAUAUGAUUAUCACUAGUAGUGAUCAAGAUGGGAUUCGUAAGGUUACAGAGGUUCUACGGAAUGCAUUUAACUUAAAGGAGUUGGGAGAGGUGUCUACUUUCUAGGUUUGGGGGAUUAAGCGAUCUCCACAUGGUCUAUUUGUUUCUCAAUGGAAGUAUAUACUUGAUCUAUUAGACUCAUCUCGGUAUAUAGAUUGUGUUCCGUGUUUUACUCCCAUGGAACAUAAUCUUAAGUUGAGUAGAUAAGAGGGAGACAUGUCAGAAGAUCAGCCUGUUCAUAGAAGCCUAGUUGGGAGUCAAAUCUAUUUGAAUCAUACUCGACCAUACAUCUCGUAUGUUGUUCAAGUCGUGAGCCAGUUUGUGGGAGUUGCUACACAUCUUCACUUGGUUGUGGAGCAUAGAGUCCUUGGUAUCUGAAGCAAACAUAAUAUGUUGGGUUAUUCUUUCAUGCAAAAGGAGACCUUACUAUAGAAUUUUUUGCAUAUGCCGAUUAUGCAGGGUGUAUCGAUACUCGAAAGUCAACAUCUGGGUGGUGUGUUCGAGUAGGACAGACUGUUGCAUCGUGGCGGUGGCGAAAACAAGAUCGAGUAUCGAAGCCAUCUAUAGAAGCAGAGUAUCGGUCUAUGUCUGAGGUUAGUUCAGAGUUGGUCUGGUUACAUCGAUUGCUCAAGGAAUUUGAAUUUGAUUGUCGAGCCACAUUGCGCAUAUAUGGGGAUAACACGAGUGCUAUACAGAUCGUAGUAAAUCCAGUUAUGCAUGACAGGACGAAACAUAUUGAGUUGCAUGUUCAUUACAUCACGCAAUUAGUGGCAGAAGGAUUAAUACAGCUUGGGUAUUUAUCUACUGAGGAUUAGACGAUGGAUUUAUUGACGAUAUUUGCUUCAUUCAUUUUGUAUCGUGUCUUUUUGCUCCUUGAAGCUUUUUUAGAGUUGCUCGUGUAGUGGCAAAAAAGGCUCUUUCAUUUGUAGUUCGGUUGCAUGCUAACUACCACAUGUCGUUGUUGCCGGUCUUGUAAUGUGGUUCUUUUGCCUAAGCCUUCUUGGCAUAUCUUGGACAAAAAAAAAACGCUACUUCUUUCUAAUUUUCAAUGCAAAUUCGAGUCAACUAAUAAAUCUCGAUUUGACUAGACGAACCUUGACAAACUUGCUCCCGAAACCAAAUGGUUAGUUCUGAACAACAUCUACAUUAAUAAUUACUAUCAUUUAUUUGAUAAAUUUAAUUAUGAUAUUAUAAAAUAAAUUUAAAAAU